Molecule: messenger RNA, 591 nt
Organism: Lodderomyces orthopsilosis Co 90-125
Lineage: Eukaryota; Fungi; Ascomycota; Pichiomycetes; Serinales; Debaryomycetaceae
Exons: 1
Coding region: 1-591 (196 amino acids)
Source: RefSeq, a predicted model, not a curated record
AUGGGAUCACUACUUACUAUCAACGUCAGAAGGUAUUUCAGCAUGAGGAGCCUAAAAGAUUACAAAGUAGGCAUGAAAAUUGUUGUAAAUGACAGAAUGCAACAGGAUUAUGAGUAUGAGCUUGUUGAGCCAAUGGGUGAAGAAGCUCCCGAUUUCAACGACGAAAAUUUCAAGCCUGAAUUGACUCCUGAAGAGAUGCUCCAGGAAGGUGUCUUUGAAGGUAAAUAUUUAAAUGAUUGUCAAGAGGAGUUCCCCAAAGAAUGGUUCGAUAAUUCAAGAGAUAAACGAGUAAAAAUUGGUGAUCCACCCGAUUACACAUUGAAUCGUUUUAAAAUCAAAAGUCGUCAGUCUUUGGCAAUAUGGAGGGAGAAUGAUUGGGUUAUGGGUGAUGAUCCUCGUGGUUGGUUUCAGUGGUAUUGUCGAUAUUGGUUAGGAAGACGAAGUGAAUGUGAUGAAUUCCAAAAGAAAAGAUGGAGAGCAUUUAAGCGUCAUAAAGGACAAAUUGAAAAAAAUUGUGCUAAGAAGGAUUAUAGUUGUCGCCCUAAACAGCGCCAAGCAUUGUUGCAAUGGGCAUAUGAUCCAUUUAUCUAG